Messenger RNA from Caenorhabditis sp. 36 PRJEB53466, 550 nucleotides. Lineage: Eukaryota; Metazoa; Nematoda; Chromadorea; Rhabditida; Rhabditidae. The record is from the annotation of a GenBank genome assembly.
AUGACGGGCGAAGACGUUCAAAAGGAGGGUCAGAAAGACAAAUCGAAGAAAACGGACACGGACGAGGAGUCGGAAGCCUCGAAAGUGCCAAUCACCAUUGAUCCGGAGGUACUUAGAAAUAGAGAAAUUAUCUGAAAUCGUUCAAACUCCAGGAGGCGAAGAUUCCGAGCGCCGGCGGAAAAUCAGAGCACAUGGUGGUCAACUUCACCGCCAAACGGAUGGCUUUCAAAGUUCGCUGCGGCAACAAUCUGUUCCGCGUGGAGCCGACGCACAUGAUCGUGGAACCGGGAAAGUGUCGGCAGCUGACGAUCACUCGCUCGGCCGGGCCCAUUCAGACGGACAAGGCCAUCGUGCAGUACAUCGAGAUCGACAAGGACACGCAGGAUCCGAAGGUGGCGUUCAAGGCGGCCGAAGAAGCGAAGGUCAAAAUCCCGCACAUUCGGAUCAAGUUGAUGGUGAGGUGGCAGAUGAGACGGCUGUCGGACAGAGUUAUUUGCAGGCGGGUGCGGGGCCCGGACGGAAGAUGUCGCGUGAGGUGAUGGAGGAGUGA